This is a messenger RNA of Thalassophryne amazonica, 1291 nucleotides long. It is a transcript of the gene faslg, whose product is annotated as Fas ligand (TNF superfamily, member 6). Gene Ontology annotation, cellular component: membrane. The transcript has 4 exons. Bases 147 to 941 code for a protein of 264 amino acids. The record is from RefSeq and is a predicted model, not a curated record. Gene Ontology annotation, biological process: extrinsic apoptotic signaling pathway via death domain receptors; positive regulation of canonical NF-kappaB signal transduction; immune response. NCBI's taxonomy places the organism in Eukaryota, Metazoa, Chordata, Actinopteri, Batrachoidiformes, Batrachoididae. Gene Ontology annotation, molecular function: tumor necrosis factor receptor binding.
UAUAAUAAGUUAGAAGUUCUUGUGCCAUUUGUGGUGGUGUGGGUGGGAGUUGUGGGUUAUUUCUUUGCGACGGAGGUGCUCAGCUAGAAACACACCUCCCGUGUGCAGAGAAGCACAGUCUUUCCAUCUGCCGGACGUAUUGCACCAUGAGCUGCGAGCAGAACUAUCCGUUCCCACAGGUGUUUCUCGUGGAUGAAGAUGGAGGGCCACAGCCUCCAAGUCUGGUGCCCUGCUGGUCCUUCCCACCAGCCCAGGAUGAGCGGAGGAGAAAGAGAAAGAGCGUGGGCUUCUUUGGAGUCAGUCACAGUCUGGCCGUGGUUGUCCUCUUCUUGUUUCUGCUGGUGUUUGCAGCCCUGGGAUUUGGAGCCCUGCUGAUACAAAACAUGCAAAACGAACUGCAUGACAUAAGAAAUAGGACGAAUGUCGAGGAGGAGCAUCACUCAGCGCAGAAGCAAAUUGGUUUCCAUAUGCCUGAGAAGAAUGACAUCGACACAUACACCAGACCUGCAGCGCACGUUAUUGGCCGUAUUCAUAAAGACGCAUCCCAUAAGACCUUGCGAUGGGAGCCCCGGGUGGGCCGGGCAUUCACGGCUGGGGGUGUGGCUUACCGGCCAGAAGAUGGCGCCCUGCAAAUCAAUGAGACGGGGUUGUACCACAUCUACUCACGGGUGGAGCUGAUCUUCAAGCAGUGUUCCCCUACAGCUUCAUUUGUUCACUCUGUGUUUGUACGGAGAGCGGGGAACCCUUCAUCUUUGAUCCUGAUGGAGGCUCACAGAGCCAGAUUCUGCUCUCAGCAGCAGGCGCACAUCUGGACAUCGGAGAGCUACCUGGGCUCAGCCCUGCCGCUCCAGAAACUGGACAGAGUAUUUGUGAAUGUGUCCCAUCCACUUUAUCUCAGUCAUGGACAUUAUUCUAACUUUUUUGGUCUUUACAAGAUCUAACAAUUAAUGGAGUUUAUUUUUUGUUGUUGUUGUUGUUGUUUUUGUUUUUUUGUUUGUUUGUUUUUUGGUCUUGUGAGUAAUUUUCUUGAAUGAAUGUAAAGAAUCGGAGUUAGGAUCUUUGUCAUCCGUGUGUAAAAGGACGUCUAUGAGGCAGGACUAGUGACUGCGCUGCUACUGGGCGGUGACCUGAUGAAAAGCAUUAUGACAUCAUGACUCGUACACAGAAACAGUUCUUGUGCCUUCAGCUGAUCAUUCCAGUUAACACUAAGCUGCUGGUUUUAUUGUAUCAUUUUUAAGUAUUUAUUCAGGUGUCGGUCCAUCACUGCGGAUGUGUAAAUGUGUGCUUAUGC